AUAACCCAAGGUUGUGAAUCUUUAUUUGUUGACAAAUAAUUAAUUCAGUGCCGAGUUUUCAAGUGGCUGUUGUACACACACAAAAAUCCCGGUGUAAAUUAAUUGUCUGUCAAUCAAACUUAAAAUUAAUCAGUCAUGUAGAUUAGAGUGAAAAUUCUACAACUAAUGAUGCAGGAAUGAUGCUAUGGAUGACUUUUGUAAUUUUAUUGCUGGUUGGGGAGCCGGAAUUGUCGGGCUUGUGGUUGGGCAUCCAAUGGAUACAGUUAAAACCAACCAGCAAAUGAUGAGCACCAAAAUAUCCAACUCUCAGAUAGCAUUAGAUAUUCUUGAAAAGGAAGGGGUUCAUGGACUCUAUAGAGGGAUGCUUUUUCCACUCCUGUGCUCUGGAACUAUAAAUGCAGUAUUUUUUGGGGUCUACGGAUAUUGCUUGCGCAAUUUGCAGGAACUAAGAGGUCACCCUGCCAGUUUGAACAUGCCCACUACAUCCAACUGGUACCUGGAUACAUUCUUAGGCGGUUGCAUAGGUGGACUUGGCCAAGUCAUAGUAUCGUGUCCCAGUGACGUUGUCAAAGUUCGGCUUCAAUCCGGAAAAGUUAUCUCAUUUAUUUACAUCAUAUCAAUGACAAGAAUAUACCAACCAGGGGAUGAAAGCAAACUGUCGAAAAGACCGAAAGCUAUAUUAACUGGUGUGGAUAUUUAUACGAAAAAUGGCAUCCGAGGUUUUUAUGCAGGAUUAGUACCUAUGUUGUGGAGAGACGUUUUGGGCAGUGGUUUGUACAUAUGGUCGUAUCAAUACAUACGAUUCAAUUAUCACGGGUACUUAGACUUGAAUCCAGGAGCAUUCGAGACACUAAUGGCUGGAGGUAUGGCGGGUGUAUUAUCCUGGAUACCAGUAGUACCUUUGGAUACGAUUAAAUCCAGAAUCCAAGCAGAUGAUGUGAAGAAUCCAAUUUACAAAGGCAUGAUACAUUGCGGGACACAACUACUCAAAGAAGGUGGUUACAUAAACUUUUACAAAGGAUUUCAAAUGAUUGCUUUACGGUCCUUCAUUGUUAAUGCAACUAUGUUCUAUGCUUACGAAUGUAUGCUUGACUGCUGGAACUACAUUCGAAUAAAACCACGUUAAUGACAGACUACUCAAAGCUGCUGUUAUUCGUAUUGAUAUGUGUGCCACAAUGAUAAAUUUCUCGAACUGC
Messenger RNA from Neodiprion fabricii, 1196 nucleotides. Its product is annotated as solute carrier family 25 member 45. Gene Ontology annotation, cellular component: mitochondrion. The transcript has 6 exons. NCBI's taxonomy places the organism in Eukaryota, Metazoa, Arthropoda, Insecta, Hymenoptera, Diprionidae. Gene Ontology annotation, molecular function: high-affinity L-arginine transmembrane transporter activity. The record is from RefSeq and is a predicted model, not a curated record. Bases 185 to 1126 code for a protein of 313 amino acids. Gene Ontology annotation, biological process: mitochondrial L-ornithine transmembrane transport.